Messenger RNA from Phalaenopsis equestris, 721 nucleotides. Its product is annotated as 50S ribosomal protein L24, chloroplastic. Gene Ontology annotation, cellular component: mitochondrion; ribosome. Lineage: Eukaryota; Viridiplantae; Streptophyta; Magnoliopsida; Asparagales; Orchidaceae. Bases 65 to 634 code for a protein of 189 amino acids. Gene Ontology annotation, molecular function: RNA binding; structural constituent of ribosome. The record is from RefSeq and is a predicted model, not a curated record. The transcript is spliced from 5 exons. Gene Ontology annotation, biological process: translation.
UCCACAGGAAACUCAAGAGGAGCUACUCGAGGUGUGAGCUCGAGCUGACGAACAGCGAGCGGUGAUGGCAGCGAUUGCAGGGCUCCAGGGCUCCAUGGCUUCCCUCUCUCUUGCUCCCACUUCCUUCUUCGGAGAGAGCUUUCUCCCCCAUCUCUCUCUACCGGUUAAAUUUGCUGACAGAUCAUGCCCAAUAGUUAUGAAGCUUAAGAGAUGGGAGAGAAAGGAGUGCAAACCCAACAGUCUUCCAGUACUGCAUAAAAUGCACGUUAAAGUGGGGGACACUGUAAAAAUCAUUGCAGGAGAUGACAAAGGUAAAAUAGGAGAAAUUACUCGAAUAUUUCGCCAUAACAGCAAGAUUGUCGUAAAAGACAUCAACAUUCAGACAAAGCACAUGAAGAGCAAAGAGCAGGGUGAGCCUGGGAGUAUUGUGAAGAUUGAGGCUCCCAUUCAUAGCUCGAAUGUUAUGUUGUAUUCAAAAGAGGAAAAAGUGGCGAGCAGAGUGGGGCACAAGGUUUUAGAGGAUGGAAGCAAAGUGCGGUACCUCAUCAAGACUGGAGAAAUAGUUGACAGUCCGGAGAACUGGCAGAAGUUUAUUAAAGAUGUGAAAAAGGAAAAAGAAGCAAAAGCUGCUUGAAAUUUUGCAGCGAGGUGAUUACGCUCUAAUCCUUGAGGUGUGACUCAAGAGCAACUCAGGAUUAGACAUCUUUGAUAAUUGUUAUAU